AUGAAACGGCUGGCUGAGCAGCAAGAACUAGAGAGAAAGCAGCUGGAAUUGGAGAGGAAACAGUUGGAACUUCAGAAGAAGCACUCGCAGGAGAAAUUCGAUCUGGAAGAGACGUUAGCGGAAGAGGAAGACAAUCGUAGUGUCAGAAGCCGCGUGAUCGAGAUUGAGUCUCGAGAGAAGCAGGUAUCCACAUGGAUUGAUCAGCAUACCCCCGCAACCAACCAACCGGUCGUCCCAGCUUCGCAUGUAGCAGCGCUUACUGAGCUUCCACAGCCGAUGCAGCCGCUGAUCAACAAUCUACCGGAUGAGGAACAAGGAGCUGUAGGAGGAUAUCAUUGUUUGAGACAGCCAGACCUCCAGAAAGCUACCACGCCCACCGAUGAAGUGACGAUCGAGCGAGCUGUGCAAUCAGGUUUUCAACGACUGCAGCAGCAGCUGGCACAGUGCCAACAACAGCCAGAACCGACACUUGCACAGAUUCAAGAUCUGGAGGCACAAUUGCAGAGAUUUCGGAUUCAACUACAGCAGCGAAACCAGUCAACUCCUCUCAAGCUACCUGUGCCAAGCACGAGUAAAGGUGCGAUUCCCAAAGCGCAAUGUAUAACGCAGACGAACAGGACGCGAGAACCAGUUGAGAAGCAGACAGAUCCUCUUGUAGAUCAGCACGGCAGAGACACUGUUCCUCUAGCUAAAUCAGUUCCGAUGGCAGCUCCAUUAGAGCAAUCGCGACAGGUAAUAUUCUCGAAUCGUUCUGCCAGCAAUCUGAUUUCAAACGAGCAACCGCGUUCCCAUCAAGCGCGAUCGGAUCUUCUUCCACAUGAAACAGAUUCAUACGAGCAGCCGCGUACGCUUCACGCGCCCUCGAACAUUCUUCCUCCAGGAUCGGAUCCAUUCAGACAGCAGCACUCGGCGCAGUUCAACUACUACGAUGCUCCAGGCAAUUCGAGCUCACUUGCGCAGCCGCAGGUCUAUUCUGCACCGUCGAGUUUCCCAGCUGUAUUACCGACCGCCGUUCUACGUCGACCAUCCCAAGAACAACUCGCUGCAAGACAGGUGAUGCCACGCGAUCUGCCCGAGUUCUCAGGUGACCCAGAAGAAUGGCCGAUAUUCUUUAGCAGUUUCACUAACUCCACGGCCGCUUGUGGGUUCAGUAAUGUGGAGAAUCUCGCCCGCCUGCAACGCUGCCUGAAAGGUAGCGCCUUGAAGUCAGUGCGAUACUAUCUCCUAUCACCUGACUCCGUUCCGGAUGUGAUGGACACACUACGAACGUUGUAUGGACGCCCGGAGGUUAUUAUCAACAGGCUUAUUCGAACCGUGCGCGAGACGCCAAAUCCCAAGUCCGAGAGAUUGGACUCCCUAAUUGACUUCGGAAUGUCCGUCAGAAACCUGACCCAACAUCUGGUUGCAGCCGGCCAGCAAGCGCACCUGGCGAACCCGGCGCUGCUUCAAGAAUUAGUUGAAAAACUACCAGCCAACGUGAAACUGCAGUGGGCGCAGCAUUUGUCAUUUCGCCCUGAUGCAAGUUUGCGGAAUUUUAGCGAUUUUAUGUCAACAAUAGUUGAGUCGGUUAGCAAAGUGGUUAUUUUUUCCGGCGGACAGCAGGACAAGUCGCGGAGCAAAGACAAAAGUUUCGUCCAUGCACACGCUGAGCAACCAACAUCGGGUAACGCAGUGAAAGACAAAACGGAGCAGGAUAAAGUUUGUCUAUUCUGCGGAAAAGCUGGUCAUCGGAUGAAAGACUGCACUAAGUUCCAAAAACUCGCAGUGGACGAUCGAUGGAAAAAUGUGCAGAUGCUGAAGGUUUGCAGAACUUGUCUUAAUCUACACGGGCGACGCACGUGCCGCAUUUCAAGUCGAUGUGGGAUAGACGGUUGCCAAUUCCGUCACCAUCAACUGCUACACCAGAAGAGCGAAGAAAUCACCAAGAAGACGCCGGAAGUCAGGAGGACAGAAGAUCAUGCACACCACCAUCAUGAGCAGUCCAUUCUGUUCCGCAUCAUUCCCAUAAAAAUCCAUGGGGCUACAAAAUCCGUCAAUGCGUUUGCCUUUUUGGACGAAGGCUCUUCCGCAACGCUCGUCGAGCGCAGCUUAGCUGAAGAACUUGGGAUUGAAGGUCCAAACGUCCCGCUCUGUCUCAAGUGGACGGCAAAUAUGACAAGAAACGAGGAAGAAUCGCAGGUAGUAUCAUUGGAGGUAUCUGGAGUUGAUCAGAAGAAUCGGCUCCACCUAGUGAACGUCCGCACCGUAGAAAGUUUGAACCUACCAACUCAAACGCUCCGCUUCGAUGAACUUCAAAAGGACCACCCUCAUCUGAAAGGGCUUCCAAUCCAUAACUACGAGAACGCUACUCCUAAGCUUCUUGUAGGCCUUCGAAAUUUGCAGUUUGCAGUACCGCUGAAAGUCAAACAAGGACGAAGCGGUGUCAUAGCGACCAAAACGCGUUUGGGAUGGUGCGUAUACGGCAGUCUGGACGAGGUUGAAAACAACGCGGAGUUCAGCUACCACGUGUGUGAAUGUGAAGCCGAAGAGAAGCUGGAGCAACUAGUUAAAGAAUACUUCAAUGCUGAAGACUGUGGAGUACGCCAUCAGGAUAUCCUGGAGUCCGAUGCCGAAACGCGAGCACGGAAGAUCAUGGAAGCGACGACACGCAGGAUAGGAAACCGUUUUGAAACCGGGCUUGUGUGGAAGACAGACAUCGUGGAGUUUCCUGACAGCUUUCCGAUGGCGUUACGCCGUCUGCAGUGCCUCGAGAGGCGCAUGGAUAAAGACCCACUUCUAAAGGAGAACAUCCACCGUCAAGUGCAGGAAUACCAAGAAAAGGGCUUUGCACACCUAGCAACAGAAGACGAGCUUGCCGAGGCAGAUCCCAGGCGGAUCUGGUAUCUUCCGUUAGGAGCAGUCUACAACCCCAAAAAACCGGGGAAGGUGCGAUUAAUCUGGGACGCAGCGGCAAAAGUAGACGGGAUCUCGUUGAACUCCCUUCUGCUACCCGGCCCGGACCUUCUCGUAUCGUUGGUAUCGGUGCAGUUUCUUUUCCGUCAAUAUCCAGUCGCCGUCAGUGGAGACAUCAAAGAGAUGUUCCACCAGACGAGAGUUAUCGAACGUGACCGACCUUCUCAAAGCUUCCUGUUCCGCAGCAACCCGUUACAAAAGCCAGACGUCUAUAUAAUGGACGUGUUAACCUUCGGAGCAGCCAGUUCUCCAACGUCAGCUCAAUUCGUUAAGAACCGAAAUGCACAGAAGUUUGCCGACGAGUUCCCGAGAGCUGCUGAUGCCAUAAUCAAACGGCAUUACGUCGACGAUUAUCUCGACAGGCAGUACUGGAUCACUUGGGAGAAGCUCCGAAGCAGGAAACGAUAG
Messenger RNA from Aedes albopictus (Asian tiger mosquito), 3360 nucleotides. RefSeq lists its product as uncharacterized. The transcript is spliced from 2 exons. The record is from RefSeq and is a predicted model, not a curated record. NCBI's taxonomy places the organism in Eukaryota, Metazoa, Arthropoda, Insecta, Diptera, Culicidae. Bases 1 to 3360 code for a protein of 1119 amino acids. Gene Ontology annotation, molecular function: nucleic acid binding; zinc ion binding.